AUGCUUUUCCAGAAAUUUGCUCUAGUCUCCGCUCUUGCAGCUCUUGUUGCCACCCAGGAUAUCAGCCAAGACGAUAUUCCGCAACAAUGCAGGGCUGUUUGCGCAGAUAUUGUUUCAAUUGCCCAGCGCUGCGACAAUGAGAAUGAAACCGAUGCUGCUGAGCUCGCGUGUAUAUGCCGGGCUCCGAAUGCAAACACCCUCGUCCCUACAUGCGAAGCCUGCGUCGCUCAAUUCGACCGGGACGACGAUCAAGAUGAUAAUCCCAACGAUCGGAAUGAUGUCUUCGAAGUCUUGACCCGCUGCAACUUCACAACUACUGCACACAAUAGCGCUUCUGCUAGCUCCGUCCUCCAGUCCAUCGCCUCAUCUCUCGUGUCUGCAUCUGCAUCUGCGUCCGGCUCCGUUGCUGUGACUACCUCGGGUACUGUUGUCCUGACGACGCGGGUUCCAGCGUCAACGCAAGUGCCGCAGCAAACAGGAGCUGCUAUGCCUGCACAGACUGCUGGUGCCGCUAUUGGUCUCGGUGCGCUUGGUAUCGCCUUGGGCAUGUUGUGA
Molecule: messenger RNA, 555 nt
Organism: Cucurbitaria berberidis CBS 394.84
Lineage: Eukaryota; Fungi; Ascomycota; Dothideomycetes; Pleosporales; Cucurbitariaceae
Exons: 3
Coding region: 1-555 (184 amino acids)
Source: RefSeq, a predicted model, not a curated record